Molecule: messenger RNA, 777 nt
Organism: Daphnia pulex (common water flea)
Lineage: Eukaryota; Metazoa; Arthropoda; Branchiopoda; Diplostraca; Daphniidae
Gene: Vps36
Product: vacuolar protein-sorting-associated protein 36-like
Exons: 4
Biological process (GO): protein transport to vacuole involved in ubiquitin-dependent protein catabolic process via the multivesicular body sorting pathway
Cellular component (GO): late endosome membrane; ESCRT II complex
Molecular function (GO): ubiquitin binding
Source: RefSeq, a predicted model, not a curated record
ACAGUAAUAUUAAUAGUUAAUAUUCUAUUGCAGGUUCCAACCACAUUUAGAUCUGGAAUUGUAGGAAUUGAGAGACGUUUGCAAGAAAAAGUGGAAAAUAAUUCUUCAAAUAUAAAUAUUGCAUUUCAAGACAUGCAAAAUCUAAUUGACAUGGCUAAAGAUAUGGUUCAACUAGCAAAUGUUAUGUCCAAUAAAAUUAAAGAUCGCCAAGGAGAUAUAAGCGAAGACGAAACCGUAAAAUUUAAAUCCUAUUUGUUGAGUCUUGGCAUUGACGAUCCAGUGACUAGAAAUUCUUGCUCUUCAAAUGAUGUCUUUUACCAUCAGCUAGCCAAAGAAAUUGCAUCCUUUUUGUUAAAAGCCAUUUCUGAUACUGGGGGGCUCAUGGCUAUGAGUGACGCUUAUUGCCGCGUAAAUCGAGCUCGUGGGUUAGAACUUCUCUCUCCCGAAGAUUUUUUUAAGGCGUGUAAUUAUAUGGAAAAACUUAAGUUGCCUAUAAUUUGCCGGAAGUUUGACAGUGGAGUGUUAGUUCUUCAACUUCAAUCCAAAACAGACUUCUUGCUUGAAAAAGAAGUGAGCAGGCUGUUACAGGCUAGGGAUAAACUCACAGCAUUGGAGGUUUCACAGGAAUUCCAAAUAUCUAUUGUGUUGGCCCAAGAACGUCUUUACUUCAUGGAAAGAAAUGGAUUGAUUUGUAGAGAUGAUACUGUUAGAGGCCUUGUCUUUUAUCCUAAUCUCUUCUCAAGUUCUUCUUAAUAAACAUUGAAAUAUGUGUAUAUA